Diaporthe citri is the source of this 2700-nucleotide messenger RNA. RefSeq lists its product as uncharacterized. Bases 1 to 2700 code for a protein of 899 amino acids. Gene Ontology annotation, molecular function: triacylglycerol lipase activity. The transcript is spliced from 2 exons. Gene Ontology annotation, biological process: lipid metabolic process. Lineage: Eukaryota; Fungi; Ascomycota; Sordariomycetes; Diaporthales; Diaporthaceae. The record is from RefSeq and is a predicted model, not a curated record.
AUGGCACGAGAACAAGAAAAAGAGAAACAAGCCGCGGCGGCAGCGGCAGCGGCAGCAGCAGCGGCAGAUGACGACGAGAGGCCGCCGGUCGUCGUCCCGGACAAGAACUACGGUUUCCCCCGCGACGCCUUCGACCCGUCCCUCCUGCCGGACUUCGACGUCGACUUCCUGUCCCCCGAGGCCCGCGAGGCCUUCGUCCAGGCCCUGUCCGCACCGGACCCGGCCCACAGCACCGAGGACGUCUCCCACACCAUCCGCCUCGGCAGCCCCGUCCCCGGGAGCGCGGGGCCCGGCCGCAGCAGCUUCGACAACAGCGUCACGCGGCGCCAGUCGACGGCGGCCCCAGAUUUGGGGAAGAAAGAAGGUGGUGAGAAUGAGAAAGAGGACCCCCAGGAGGUGGCUGCGCACGCGGCAGCUGCGGCGGCUGACGUCUCUGCGCCGUCGCAGCCGAAUGGGAAUAAUGUCAAUGGCAAUGGCAGUGCGUAUGGAUGUGCGCAGCCGCGGGACAGCCUGUUCAUCACGGCGCAGAACGACUGGGCGCCGGUGCACCAGAAGAUUGCGAGGUCCGGCACAUCGGGAGGAGGAGGAGGUAGUGGUGGCACGGGCGCCAAGGGCCACGGCAAGCGGCGGCACAAACGGCCACGGACGGCGCGCCCGGGGCGGCGCACCAAGGAUGAGACGCGCGAGGGCUAUCUGUACGGCUUGCUCAAGUGGCCGUUCCUGCUGUUCGUCAGCGGGUGGGUGCUGGGGCUGGCGCUCGCGUACGUGCUGACGCGGUACUACAUCUGGUUCUACGAGUACUUCAUCAGCUGGCGCGGGCGGCGCGAGCGCCUGCGGCGCAACAUGCGCGCUACCAGCGGCUACCGCGAGUGGCGGGCCGCCGCGCGCGAGCUCGACGAGUUCCUCGGCAACUCGGCGUGGAAGGAGACCAACGAGUUCGCCUACUACGACUGGAAGACGGUGCGCCGCGUGUGGGACAGCCUCAAGAAGAGCCGCGAGAAGGCCGAGGCCGUCGAGCGCAGGAUCUCCGAGGGCCAGGCCGUCGAGAGCGACGAGCGGCAGGACGGCGAGAAGGCUGUCGAGGCGCUGCGUGCGCUGCUGGCCGCGUGCGUCAAGAAUAACUUUGUUGGCGUCGAGAACCCGAGGCUGUACUCGCAGACGUACUACGGCACCAAGAACCUGGUGCAGAACCACGUCGACGAAGUGGAGAAAAGCCUCAAAUUCAUCCUGGACACGAAGCAGAUGAAGCUCGAGGACAAGCGCGAGCUGUUCAGGAGCUUACAUGGCAACUACGGCCGGACGGCGCUGUGCCUGUCGGGCGGGGCGACCUUCGCCUACUACCACUUCGGCGUGGUCAAGGCGCUGCUCGAGGAGGACCUCCUGCCGGACGUGAUCACGGGCACGAGCGGCGGCGCGCUGGUGGCGGGGCUGGUUGCGACGCGGACCAACGAGGAGCUGAAGCAGCUGCUCGUACCAGCGCUGGCGAGCAAGAUCACGGCGUGCUCGGAGCCGUUCACGACGUGGUUCCGGCGGUGGUACCGCACUGGGGCGCGGUUCGACUCGGUGGACUGGGCGCGGCAGUGCGCGUGGUGGACACACGGGUCCAUGACGUUCCGCGAGGCGUACGAGCGGACGGGCCGCAUCCUCAACGUGUCGUGCGUCCCCGCCGACCCGCACAGCCCGACCAUGCUAUGCAACUACCUGACCAGCCCGGACUGCGUCGUGUGGUCGGCGGUGCUGGCCUCGGCCGCCGUCCCGGGCAUCCUCAACCCUGUCGUGCUCAUGAUGAAGCAGCGCGACGGCUCGCUGGCCCCCUACUCGUUUGGCCACAAGUGGAAGGACGGCAGCCUGCGUACCGACAUCCCUAUUAAGGCGCUCAACUUGCACUUCAACGUCAACUUCACCAUCGUCUCGCAGGUGAACCCGCACAUCAACCUCUUCUUCUUCAGCUCGCGCGGCUCUGUCGGGCAGCCCGUAACCCACCGCCGGGGCCGCGGCUGGCGCGGCGGCUUCCUCGGCUCCGCCGCCGAGCAGUACAUCAAGCUGGACCUGACCAAGUGGCUCAAGAUCCUGCGGCAGCUGGAGCUCCUCCCGCGCCCGCUGGGCCAGGACUGGAGCCAGGUGUGGCUGCAGGCCGGCUUCGGCGGCACCAUCACCAUCUGGCCGCGCAGCAUCGCCAUGGACUUUGUGCACAUCCUCUCGGACCCGACGCCUGCCCGCCUCGCGCGCAUGAUCCACGAGGGCCAGCAGAGCGCCUUCCCCACGCUCAAGUUCGUCGCCAACCGCCUCAAGGUCGAGAGGCUCGUCGAGCUCGGCCGCCGACAGACGAGGGGCCUCGACAUCGUGACUGGUGCCGGUGGCGGCGGCGCGUACAGGGGCAGGGAUAGCAUAAUUGAUGACGACGAACUUAGGGCUCUGCUGAGGGGCCACGGCAGGGCUGGUGGGAGGGGCGACUCUGGCGGAAGCGGGCCCGACGUGCUGGGUGGGGUCAGCGGCACUGCCACCGAGGAUGAGACCACCACCGCCGACGAGAUGGAUGUUUCAUUUGCGGAGAGCGCGGUCAUCGAUGACGAGGAGGAUGAGUCCUCGUCGCCCGGGGGCAGCGGCGAGGAGGUGCUGGAGAGUGUAGAGGGGACGGGAGAUGACGGGGAGAGGGACCCGCUUCUUGAGGUUGAUGUCGAGGAGGAGCGGCGGCAAUAG